This is a messenger RNA of Stylophora pistillata, 1003 nucleotides long. Its product is annotated as sulfotransferase 1C2-like. The record is from RefSeq and is a predicted model, not a curated record. Gene Ontology annotation, molecular function: sulfotransferase activity. Lineage: Eukaryota; Metazoa; Cnidaria; Anthozoa; Scleractinia; Pocilloporidae.
UAGUACGUUGCCUCGCGCGUAGCUGAUUAUGACGAGUUCUGGAGUUACUGAAGUGAGAGAAGGCGAAUGGACAUCAGGUCAUUUCCGUGAAGUUUUGGACUUGAAAAUUCCAGGGUAUUUCACAUCUGAUCCUCAGCUACUAGGCGACUUCAACACAAACUUCCGAACAAGACCAGAUGACGUCCUCAUAGCUGCCUAUCCUAAGUCAGGGACAACAUGGAUGCAAGAGAUUAUCUGGCAAAUCUACAACAACGGGGAAUACACCAGUCAAAAAAUUUUGGAACGAUUUCAAUUCCUAGAAUUUUUAACAAGUCCCGGAGUGAGUGACCCUGCGGACAUCGCCAAGGUUCCCAGUCCCCGUCUUAUGAAGUCCCAUCUUUCCUACAACACCAUUCCUAAAAGUUCAAGCGACAGCGCUAAAUGUAAAUAUAUUUACAUUGCCCGUAAUCCAAAGGAUGUUGCAGUUUCAUACUUCCAUUUUGUGGAGAGUCUGGCGUCAAGAAUUGGCUACAGUGGGCCAUGGGAAAUUUUUUCCAAGUUGUUUAUUGAAGGAAAUGUAUAUUGGAGCCGCUAGAACGACCACGUUUUGGGCUGGUGGAAGCACAAAGAUGAUCCAAACGUCUUGUUUCUUAAAUAUGAAGAUCUCAAAAAGGAUCUACUUUCACACGUUCAAUUGACCGCCAGCUUCCUCAACAAGCCGCUAUCAGAAGAUGUUAUCAGUCGCAUUGCUGAACAAUGCAGUUUCAGUGGAAUGACGAAAGAUCUGUCAAAGUACUCGGUAAAUGAAGGCAAAGUCCGUCUUCUUCGGAAGGGUGUGGUCGGGGACUGGAAGAAUUAUUUUACCCCAGAGUUGAAUGAGAGAUUUGAGAAGGAAGUGCUGUCAAAACUAGAAGGAACUGGAUUGGAGUUUGAUUUUGGGUCGUAGUCAAAUUUUGAUAGGCACGAUAAUCAUUGCUUAGUAGAUGUUCGGUCAUGAAGACGCAACUUACAAUUAACAAAUGAG